AUGGAUAUAACUGGAAAGCUAGGCACUCUAGAAGAUCAGCAGUACGUCAUAGUUACCAUUGACACUUUCUCGAAGUACGUUCUGUUCUACUUCUCCGGCAACAAGAACCCACUGUACCCAAUGUACUGUACAUUAGCUGCUCUGAAACGCACAGUACAUCUAUUCGGUACACCUAUUCAAGUAAUAGUUUAUGGAGGAAGGGAGUUCCUAGGCGAAUUCAAAAACUAUUGCGACCACACUGGAAUAAAUAUUCACGCCAUAGCUCCAGGAGUUAGCUGA
Messenger RNA from Parnassius mnemosyne (clouded apollo), 279 nucleotides. Lineage: Eukaryota; Metazoa; Arthropoda; Insecta; Lepidoptera; Papilionidae. The record is from the annotation of a GenBank genome assembly.